AAACUCUUUUAAAGCGCAAAAAUGUGUCGUGUUUUUGAAAUUUUUCUCUCCUAAAAAAACAAAAAGAGGAAAAAGGGAAAAAUAUAUAUUUUUUAAAGCGCCAUUAAUUUAGAACGUUUUUUUUUUUUUUCGUCGAGUCAAACGAUUGAUAACGCCCCAGAAAUUGUUGUCAAAAAAAUCGAGGUUCUGUAACAAAGCGAGGUUGAAUUAAAACGAUCCACCGGAAAGUGGAGAUUGGUUAAUAAGGUUAACAUUGUUGCGGCAGGUCGUUUCGUAAAUGCAGUUUAUAUGAAACGAUCAAAUGAGACGCAGACGGAAUUAGAUUUCGGAGUAGAUCCCGAUAGCGCGAUAGUUAAUUGAUGUUAACUGACAAUCGUGGGCAACGCGUAACGUAAAUAAUACUUGAGAUGCUUCGACCUACAUAGCCAUAACCGUGUUUAUGGGAGAUAGACAGAACAGUCAUACAGAGAGAGGCGAAAGGGGUCGGAAAUAUUUAUCUCACGUCGAUAUACGAGCACGCCUUUGAAAUGAGGCACGAUUUGACAGUAAAUGGAAAAUGUUCCGCUAUUUUUGUCGCGGAUCGUUUCAAACAUCGGUAUCGAGCGUCGUUUUAUCCUUUGAUCUUUAUUCACAAACUCUUCACCUCUCGAUAAACAACAACGAUCCGCGAUAAAUCGUUAUACGGUUGCCGAAUGACGCGCAAUCAAAAUGCAGUCUAUUUGAAUUAAAGGCGCAUUCAUGUCAAAUAGAUGUGACAGGAGAUGAUUAAAACGUGAAAUAGAUUACAUUAGAGAUUUGUACAUUCACAGUUAAUAUUCAAGUCUCAGGAAAUAAUUAACUUGGCCUGAUUUGGAGUUUCUUAACAGACGACAAAAGUAACAGUAUAAUUCUAAAAUAAAUGUAAACGACAUGAAACGACGUUUCACGUCAUCACGUAAACAAAUAUAUAAUACUUGCAAGUAGGCUGUAGAUUCCUAUGUAUGUUCAUAUUUUAAACGUGAGUUACAGAAACAGAAAUGAAACAGAUUUGAAAUAUUUCGUAUAAUCGCGCGCCCUCUACGCAUUCUGUGUGUCGACAUUCGCAUCGUUCGGUUUCACGGAUAAAUUCGUAGUUUACUUACGAGCAAUUGCUUGUUCGUGCAAUUUCUCUCGGUAAGACGGUAAGAGGAGGUGAAAGGGCAGCUAAUUACCUGGCAAAGUGCGAAGCGCGACUCAGUGUGAGAAAACUCAUCAGAAAACUGAUCGAUCAGUAGAGUUGGGCCAAGAGGGGGUGGGCUAAGCGGAUUAAACAGGAAGGACAUCGUCUUCCGGAGGAAUGACAAGUACGUGGUUGAGACGAAAACCCUCGUGCACCGUGGGUGGAACGACUGAUUAUCGGUUCGGGUAGAAACUCGUCGCCGAUCGCGGGGAGAGGCAGUUUAUAAUGUCACUGAACACCGUCGCGUUAACGAAAGCCACGGUUGCCAGCGCGUUGAAAGAAAGCCGACGGGGGCCGGUGUUCCCUUUACGAUCCCCUUAUGGAUUUUCUCCGGUUAUCUCGUCGGUCGUCGAUCACAUCCGUAUUCAGUGUCGUUUCGUAUUCGCGCCUCUUCGUCCGCUUAAUCGUCAAAUUACCGACGUAAGGACGUUACACGGCCGAUCCGCUUCUCGCGUUGCUCGGUUCUCGCGCGACUAAUCGAGCGAUCAAAUCGCGUCGAUUGACACGAGAGAUGCGUGAAAUCAGUUGUGUGAAAAUUGUGACGAGGCAGACGAUUGCCGCGUGGUGUUAGCGUGUGCGCGCGCUUUCGACCCGAACGAGGAAGUGUGCAAGGUGGAUUUGCAAAGGACAGAGAAGGACGAGCGAGCAGUUCUGUGUGAUCGGGAACUGUUGCUGGUGGAGCACGAGGGAACACGAAAAUGUUGUCCACGGUAUCCAGCGUUCCGCUUGAAUUGAAUUCCUCGUGGUAUACAACCGUCACAGCUGGGAACAGCGGUUUCAAUGCGUUAUCGGUGAUCAAGUCUGAAAAUACCUCGGAGAGAGAUCUGUACAUGUUGCCGGCUUACAUUCGCACUACGUCCAUGGUCGCGUGCAUUGUGGUGAUGGUCCUCGGUAUAAUUGGAAAUCUUAUGGUACCGAUCGUGGUGUUUCGAGGCAAAGAUAUGCGGAACAGCACGAACAUCUUCCUGGUGAACCUGAGCGUGGCCGAUUUGUGCGUUCUCCUGAUCUGCACGCCGACCGUUCUCGUCGAGGUGAAUUCCGGACCUGAGAUCUGGCUGCUUGGCGAACACAUGUGUAAAGCAGUACCAUUCGUCGAACUGACUGUGGCACACGCUUCGGUUCUAACCAUCUUGGCAAUCAGCUUCGAGCGGUACUAUGCGAUUUGCGAGCCGCUACGAGUCGGGUACAUGUGCACGAAAGCGAAAGCGACGUUCCUUUGCUUCGUGGCGUGGAUUGCUGCGGCGCUUUGCACCAGCCCGAUGCUGCUGAUGACCACGUACGAAGAAGAAGAGACGAAGGACGGCACGUGCAUUCCGACCUGCAACACGGUUGCAAACUCGUUCUGGCCGAUCAGCUUCGUCCUGUUCACCAUCGUCGUAUUCUUCGUGAUCCCGCUGUUCAUCCUCGUGGUCUUGUACACGGUGAUCGCGCGUCAUCUAAUGACAAACUCGACGAUCAGCCGCGGCUCGUCGAACAACUUGCUCAAAUACCGGAAGCAGGUGAUGCUGAUGCUCGGCACAGUGGUGUUCUGUUUCUUCUUGUGUCUGUUGCCGUUUCGAGCGCUGACGCUUUGGAUCCUGGUCGUACCGAUCAAGGUGAUCGUCGACUUUGGCAUCGAGCGUUACUUCACCCUGCUCUACUUCUGCCGGGUGAUGUUCUACCUGAACUCCGCCAUCAAUCCAAUCCUGUACAAUCUGAUGUCCACGAAGUUCAGGGAGGGAUUCCUCAGGCUCUGCGGCCUCGGGCCCCACAGGAAGAAGAAGAAGAAAACGUCGGAGAAAACUGGCACCUGCACCACUGGCUCGACCAACUGCAGCAGCAAUCAUUCCGACUUCUGGAGGAGGCACAGCAGCAACAAGAGCAGCAGCGUCAAGACGCCUUCCAACAACGCCGCCGCGGAGAAACAGGUCAAAGUGCCGCUUCAGACGACGGUCGUUAGCGGAAGCGUCGCUAGGAAGAAGCAGGAGAGUUACGUUUGAAAGGAUACGGCGAGACUCCAGAGGAGGAUCGUUCUAUAAGACUGUGAUCGUUCGAAUCAUUCCGCGAGUAUAGUCAGAGACAGAGAUGCGGUGAAGUCAUAAAAUCGAUCGAGACGAUCAGGAUUUAACAUCUUUCGAAGAUUGAAACUAUUGAAAUCCAGUUCUCUUCUUAAAUUAUACGUUUCAAUGUAAUUUUCAUUAGUCUACAGAUAUACACGCAUUUCGAGCAAUGUUAAGCGACACAAUUUCACGAGAGGCACAUGUUGCCUACAAUUUAAUGGUUCUUUAAAGGGAUUAGAAUUCUUCAAAGUUUUUACAGAAUACGAAAAAAAAUGAUAAAGUUUAAACAUAGCAAAUAAUGGCAUAUUUAUAAGUUAAGAAAUGGAAACGAGAAUCUAAUAUGCAAUCGGCGACAUUGCUUUUGAAUUACUUUGUACAAGGCAAUAGUCCUAAAAACAUAGUUAUGAUCCAAGUGGCAAAUAUCGCCGCUUAAUUCUUUAAUUCGCGACUUCACCGUAUAUCAGUUCCACUGACUAUAUUAUUUUAGCAUCGUUCAUACUCGUAUGUAGAUCACACAUAUUUUAUAUGUGACAUUCAUUUAUCUGAAUCUAAUCUAAAGAAGUUGAAGAGAGACAGUGCAAUGAUUCAUUUAAUAUUCAUAAAUAUUAUUUAGCAGUCUACUUUUACUAUUUGUAUCUAGCGUGUGUGUGUGUGUGUAUGUAUGUGUGUGAUAGAGAGAAAGAGAGAGAGCUUAGAAUGAAAGAGACUUAAAAAUGCUUAAAAAAAAUUAUUCUCUGUAUAAAAAAUAUUAAUCUGCAUAAGAUUAUGAACGAUAAAUUAGGAUCGAAUUACGGUUGCGCAGAAUUUUGGAAGCUGUGAUCACGAAUUAUGUAAAUGUGUAUCUUGUAAGUAUUAGAACAGUUAAUUGUAUAUAGAUGGAUUAAAGAUAAGUUGUACAGUGUAGUAGAUGAAAUAUGAUUAAUUUCUAAGUACCAAAUGGAUCUCAGUUUAUAGCUUUACUUUAACGUAUAAGAUUCAUCGUUUAUUCGAAUUGCUUCGUUCAAUUCUCAAUUUUCAUGAAUGUUCAAAAUAACUGGGCUAAGUUUCUACGGAUAAAUUUUAAGUUCCUAUAGUAGCUCGUCGAACUACGUUAACUGGCGUUGAACAAUGAAUAUAUAACGACAACUGUUACAAUAAUUAGAGAUACUUUUAAGAUAUACACAGACAUAGUUAUUUUCCAUAAAGUGUCGAAGAGAUGACGAAACUAGUCUGCAAGCUUUAAAUAAUUAUUUAUUCAAUUACAGUCACCGCGGAAACAUGUACGUCGCUCAUAAACGUAGCAAUAAAUGACGGAUUGAUUUGUGCGUUAAAUCAUUCCGAUAGUCUUUCAAAAAUUGUACAGCGUUUGAUUCUUAAAUGUAUGAAGAACGUUUGUAUUUUACUUUUACAGUAGGAAUCAUUUGUCACAAGAAAAGUAUUGAAAUAUAUAGGACCGAGUUGUUUAAGGAGGUUCUCAUGCUAUGAAAAACUUCGUUUCUCAAUUGUCUGCGACAAAAGUUCGCUUUCAGUCGUUUACGAAUUAUAUAACUGAUCCUCAGCUGCGCGAGCUAAUUCACAAAUGGACAAAUUUAUUUUUAUUAUGCAAGAUGUACGUUUCUGUAAAUAUUUUGUAAAAUAAAGUUCAAAUAUUAUUA
Frieseomelitta varia is the source of this 4871-nucleotide messenger RNA. It is a transcript of the gene ETHR, whose product is annotated as growth hormone secretagogue receptor type 1. The record is from RefSeq and is a predicted model, not a curated record. The transcript has 7 exons. Bases 1897 to 3177 code for a protein of 426 amino acids. Lineage: Eukaryota; Metazoa; Arthropoda; Insecta; Hymenoptera; Apidae. Gene Ontology annotation, biological process: G protein-coupled receptor signaling pathway. Gene Ontology annotation, cellular component: plasma membrane. Gene Ontology annotation, molecular function: G protein-coupled receptor activity.